Molecule: messenger RNA, 2446 nt
Organism: Petromyzon marinus (sea lamprey)
Lineage: Eukaryota; Metazoa; Chordata; Hyperoartia; Petromyzontiformes; Petromyzontidae
Gene: SLC7A4
Product: solute carrier family 7 member 4
Biological process (GO): transmembrane transport; amino acid transport
Cellular component (GO): plasma membrane
Molecular function (GO): amino acid transmembrane transporter activity
Source: RefSeq, a predicted model, not a curated record
GUCAGUUUGAGCAGCCGAUGAGCUGGCUCGUUGGAUGAGCGGUGACGUGCGGGGACGGUGGCCGCGCGUGCCGCGCCGCGUCGUUGUGAACGCGUUUUUAAAAUCACGUGGCGAGGCGCGGGCAGUGAGGCGAGGAUCUCCGGUCCCUCCCUGGUGAACCCUGCAACAGCGGCAAGUUGUUGUUGUUGAUAUCCGCCUGCGGUGAGUGGAAAGCUGCGGUGCUUGCUGAUCGAGGCCAUCGGCGGUGCACAGGAGGCGAAAUCAAACGCUCGCCGCCACGCCUUGCCCCGGUGGGCCCACAAGGCGAGGGAGGCAUUGGCUCUGGGUGCUCGGAAUGCCUCUCGCUGGUGCCGCUGCGCUCCUGUAGGCUGUGGGAUCUGUGAGCUGCCGUCCGCCGCGGUGCCGGGAGGAGCCGGAAGGAGCCAUGAGCUCGCGGUGGGCCCCGUGGGAGGGAGUGGUGCGCACGUGUCAGCGCAUGGCGCGUACCAAGACCCUCGACGCCGACCUCAUGGAGACGUCGCUCACGCGCUGCCUUUCCACGCUCGACCUCACGCUGCUCGGUCUCGGAGGCAUGGUGGGCUCGGGCCUCUACGUGCUCACGGGCACCGUGGCCAAGUCGAUGGCGGGCCCGGCGGUCAUCAUCUCGUUCCUGUUGGCCGGCCUGGCCUCCAUGCUGGCGGCGCUGUGCUACGCGGAGUUCGGAGCGCGGGCGCCGCGGGCCGGUUCGGCGUACCUCUACACGUACAUGACCAUGGGCGAGGUGUGGGCCUUCAUGAUCGGCUGGAACGUCGUGCUUGAGUACAUGAUCGGCGGCGCAGCCGUGGCGCGCGCCUGGAGCGGCUACUUCGACGCCAUCUUCGAGCACAAGAUCCAGAACUUCACCCUCACCCACGUCGCCUCCUGGGACGUGCCGUUCCUUGCCCACUACCCCGACUUCCUCGCCUGCGGGAUUCUGUUUAUCGCAACAAUUUUGGUUUCCUUUGGCACCAAAGUAUCCUCUUGGAUCAACCACCUGUUCGCCGUCAUCAGCAUGGGGGCCAUCCUUUUCAUCCUCGUGUUCGGCUUCACACUGGCCGAUCCGCAGAACUACAGCAAAAAGGAGGGCGGCUUCGCUCCGUACGGAUUCUCGGGCAUCAUGACGGGGACGGCCACGUGCUUCUUUGCGUUUGUCGGCUUCGACGUGAUCGCGUCAUCGAGCGAGGAGGCUCGGGACCCAUCUCGCUCCGUUCCGGUGGCCACGGCGCUGUCGCUGGUCCUCGCCACGCUGGCCUACACCCUGGUGGCCACGGUGCUCACGCUCAUGGUGCCCUGGCACUCGCUGGUGCCCGAGUCGGCGCUGUCAGAUGCCUUCUCCCGCCGGGGGCACCCGUGGGCCGGCUUCAUCGUCUCCACCGGCUCCAUAUGCGCGAUGAACACCGUCCUGCUGAGCAGCCUCUUCUCGUUGCCGCGCAUCAUCUACGCGAUGGCCGACGACGGGCUCUUCUUCUCCGUCUUCUCUCACCUGCACGCCGUCACCAAGGUUCCCGUCAACGCCAUCGUGGUGUUCGGCACACUGACGGCCGUGCUGGCCACGCUGUUCGACCUGGAGGCGCUCGUGCAGUUCCUGUCCAUCGGCACGCUGCUGGCGUACACCUUUGUAGCGGCGAGCGUCAUUGUGCUGCGCUACCAGCCCGACCGCACCUUGCAGAGCGAGUUCCUGGACAUCUCGCCGGACAAGGAAGGCGAGCGGCGUGACACGGCCGGCUACGAGUCGUUCUCGGACAAGCUGCGUCUCGUGGGGAAGCAGCGGGGAGAAACAGAGGCGCGGCAGGCUGGCUGCCUCAAGGCCAGGUUUGAGUGUCUUCUGCGGGUGCUGGCGCCGUGCGGCCCGGGCGAGGCGGUGGUGGUGUGCGUGGUGGCGCUGCUCGUGUGCGCCACCUCGCUCGCCUCCAUGCUCGUGUUUGGCUCCUCGCACCUUCACCUGCCGACGUGGGCCUUCGCGCUCUUCCUCUCCAUCUUCGGCCUGGGCUUCCUCGUCAGCGUGAUGCUCAUUGCCGCUCAUGAGCAGAAUCGCGGUCCCACUACCUUCUUGGUUCCGUGUGUGCCAUUCCUGCCGGCCCUGAGCAUGCUCAUCAACAUCACCCUGAUGCUGAAGCUCAACUACAUGACGUGGGUGCGCUUCAUGGUGUGGAUCGUUGUCGGCAUGUUCAUCUACCUGUCGUACGGGAUGUGGCACAGCAAGGAGCGGCUGCGGGAGCCGGCUCCGCGCACAGUGACCGCGCGCUACGUCGUCAUCCCCAGUGGCCGUCUCUCCGAGAGCCUGCAGCCCGUGCAGCCCGCGGGGGACGGGCCCUGCAGCCUCAGCGACAGCGACAGCGACGCCGAGUUGGACGGCGUCUCCGACCGCCAGAGAUAGGUGCCUGCAGGCCUCGGGGGCCGGGGCCUCCUGUAGGCCUCAGGGUCUAAC